AUGAAUUUUAAUCUAAAACACUCUUAAUAAGCAGUUCAAUAAUAUUCUACAGAAAUCAGAAAUUAGGAUAGGUUUUUUAUUUAAAUAAUAUUUUAGAGAAUCUAAGAUCAACUCUCUUAGAGAUAAGCAAAGAUAAAGAAAUUUGUAAGCAUAAAAAAAAGUCACUUAUGAUUUUAAAUAAUUUAAUUCUCUAAUCAAAUAGUUCCAAGAUUAAACAAUAUCAGAUGAGUUAAGAUUUGAAAUUCUAUAACCUGCUAUUCAUUUUACUGAUGAUGGUAUUUAUUAAAAUAUAAUUUUAGAUGAUAAUUCACAUUAUGCUAUUAAAAUGUUAUUGGAAGCAGAUGAUGUUGUUUAUUAAUUAAAAGAGACAGUUUAUAAUGAAAACAUCAAACUUGAAUAUAGAUGUGAUUCAUUACUAUUAUUGGCGUAAAUGAUGUAUAGCAAUUAUGAACUAUGUUCUGAGUUAUUAAAAUAAGGAAUUUUGUAAUUACUUAUUGAUUUAGUUAAAAUUUCAUUUUAUCAUGGUAAUCUUAUAUUCCUUAGUCAUUCUUUGUUGGGUUUGGCUAACAGUAUUACUCAUGAAUAAAAGAUUAGAACUAUAUAUAUUGAAAAUUAAUUAGAUUAAUUGAUUCUACAAAUUUUGUAGAAGUAUUUUGAUGAAAAUAUCAAAAAGUAUGUUGCCAGAAUUAUGAAUGAUUGGUUUAGAAGCAAACUAGAAAAUAUUAAUAUCGAUCUAUAUUUAUAGAUUUUGAAUCAUAUACUUAUUAUUCCUUCAGAAGAUAAUUGUGAAUAUAAAGAAAAUGUUAUAUGGUUUAUUUAUGGCUUUGUCAGCCAAGUUUUAGAUUAAAACAAAGAUAUAAGUGAUAAAUUUAUUUAAUAAAUUAUGAUACUACCAAAUUUAACUAGUUUUUUGAAAUAAAAAUUAUGUGAUAAAGAUUAACUUGGUAUUGUUGCUGGAAUUCGAACAAUAACUAAAAUAUUUAGAAAAGUUAGUGAUUAAAGUGGAUUAUAUGAUAUUUUCUAUGAUGAUCUUCGAAUAUUAUUUAGAAAUGGAUAAUAAUAUGAAGUUAAUUUAGCUAAAAUAGAAAUUUUAAAACUUAUGUAAGUUAUGCAUUUACAUCCUAAAUGUUCAAUAUUUUCAGAUGAAUUUUGUUCUACUUAACAUUACUAUUUCUAUAAUCUCAAGUGUCAAGAGUUUACAUUGUUGGGUUUAGAAAUUUGUAAUAUUGAAAUUUUCGAUCAAUAAUAAUUAACUAUUUUACUAAAUCUUUGUAAAAAUAUAUUAAUGACUGAUCUUAUUGAAUCUAAUAAAUUAUAGGCUGCACUUGUAAUUAUAUAAAAAAUACUCAAUUAUGAUAAUAGCUUUUAUCAUUAAAUUGCUGAUUGUAUGCGUUUAAUUGAACAAUUGUUAAAAAAUUAAAAUACCUAAAUAUUUUAAUCUGCUUCCAAUUUGAUUGACAAUUAUAAAUAGUUUAUGGGGCAAUGA
Molecule: messenger RNA, 1486 nt
Organism: Paramecium sonneborni
Lineage: Eukaryota; Ciliophora; Oligohymenophorea; Peniculida; Parameciidae
Source: the annotation of a GenBank genome assembly